Molecule: messenger RNA, 2449 nt
Organism: Microtus oregoni (creeping vole)
Lineage: Eukaryota; Metazoa; Chordata; Mammalia; Rodentia; Cricetidae
Gene: Best1
Product: bestrophin 1
Exons: 12
Coding region: 492-2255 (587 amino acids)
Molecular function (GO): chloride channel activity
Source: RefSeq, a predicted model, not a curated record
UCUGGAGGCACCUCCAGAGGCCUGGACAAAACUUAUUCCCCUGAACUUCUGGUACUUUAGAUGAGGUUUAAUCCUGCCCCCCAAAGACCUCAGAAAUCAGGACACAGUGGUGGCCACACAGAUUUCUUGAUUCUAAAGUUUAGAGCCAUGGAAGAGGGGGGUGUGAUCCUCAAUUCCAGGCCUGUUCUUAGCUCAACACCCCCAGGAAGGAAUUAGAGGAACAGUGCCCGGGCAGGGCUGGCUGCUGCACUUGAGCAGCUUACAGGAGGGGCCGAGACAAGGGCUCCUUUGUUCAAGCUUUGGCUUAGAAAGUCAGGUGGCAACUCGGCACAUAUGUAGGUGGGCAGUGCCAACCUCCCAGUAUGGCCAGGGGUACCUGCCUCAGGGUCUCAGGGAGUUCCAUCAGCCCAGUGGCCAGGACUUAUGGGGUUGCCUGAACUGCCGGAACCCUGCCUGACCCAAGCCCACCUACUGCUGCCCAGUGCCAAGCCAUGACUAUCACCUACACAAACAAAGUAGCCGAUGCCCGUCUCGGUUCCUUCUCUUGCCUGCUCCUGUGCUGGCGCGGCAGCAUCUACAAGCUGCUGUACGGGGAAUUCCUCAUCUUCAUGUUUCUCUACUAUGCCAUUCGUGGAGUCUACAGAAUGGCUCUCACGAACGACCAGCAGCUGUUGUUUGAGAAGCUGGCUCUGUACUGCGACAACUACAUUCAGCUCAUCCCUAUAUCCUUUGUUCUGGGUUUCUAUGUGACGUUGGUGGUGACCCGCUGGUGGAACCAGUACGAGAGCUUGCCUUGGCCCGACCGCCUCAUGAGCCAGGUGUCAGCCUUCGUGGAGGGCAAGGACGAGCAAGGUCGGCUGCUGCGGCGCACACUCAUCCGGUACGUCAUCCUGGGCCAAGUGCUCAUCCUGCGCAGCAUCAGCACCGCCGUCUACAAGCGCUUCCCCAGUCUUCAACACCUGGUGCAAGCCGGCUUUAUGACCCCUGGGGAAUAUAAGGAGUUGCAGAAGUUGGGCCUACCACACAACACAUACUGGGUGCCCUGGGUGUGGUUUGCCAACCUGGCAAUGAAAGCCUAUGUUGGAGGUCGAAUCCGGGACUCUGUCCUGCUCCAGAGCCUGAUAAAUGAGAUGUGCACCUUGCGUACUCAGUGUGGCCAUCUGUAUGCCUAUGAUUGGAUCAGCAUCCCGCUGGUGUACACACAGGUGGUGACAGUGGCAGUAUACAGCUUUUUCCUCGCAUGCUUGGUGGGGCGGCAGUUUUUGAACCCAGUCAAGAACUACCCAGGCCAUGAGAUGGACCUCGUUGUACCUAUCUUCACAAUCUUACAAUUCUUAUUUUACAUGGGCUGGCUGAAGGUGGCAGAGCAGCUCAUCAACCCUUUCGGAGAGGAUGAUGAUGAUUUUGAGACCAACUUUAUCAUUGACAGAAACCUUCAGGUAUCCCUGCUGUCUGUGGAUGAGAUGCACCAAGAUUUGCCUCCCAUGGAGCGUGACAUGUACUGGAAUGAGUUAGAGCCUCAACCUCCCUACACAGCUGCUUCUGCCCAGUCUCGUCGGCCAUCCUUCUUGGGCUCUACCUUCAACAUCAGCCUGCAGAAAGAAGACAUGGAAUUUCAGCCAAACGAGGAGGAUGACGACAACGAGAACAAUCAUGGCAGUGUCAUUGGCCGCUUCUUAGGGCUGCAGUCCAGUGACCACCAACCUCCCAGGACAGACUCAAAGACCAAACUAUUGUGGUCCAAGAAGGACUCCUACCUCGAGAGCCAGCCUAAUUCCAGGAAGAACUCUAGUGACCAGGAAGAUAAUGCCUGGAGACUUAAGACUCUGGACUCCUUCAGGGCUGCUCCACUGUUUGAGAGGCCAGGCUAUCACAGUGCCCCACAGACACCCCUCAGCCACACUCCCAUGGUCUUCCCUCCUGAGCAGUCAGCACCCUCCAAGCCUUACUUAGUCACAGGUACGGACACGAAAGACAAAAGCCUAACACCCAUGACUUCUGAGACCAAGAACACUUUGCAAUUUCUCAAGACCAAUGUUGAAUUGCUCCUAGGUGAUGAGGCUUCCCUGGAGCACCAAGAAGUCAAUCACAUGAAGAAGAAAACUGUGGAGUUUAACUUGAACAUUCCAAAGAGUCCCAUAGGAUAUUCUAGAGAACCCCAUUUGGACCAGUGGCCAAACAACAUACACACCAUACUGAAGGACCAUGUAGAGCCCCAUCCCACCUUGGAAAACAGGGAUGAAACUGGCACCUAACGUGUUUAAGGGUGAUGCUUCUUGGCCUGGUCCUCAUCUUGCAUGGAUGCCAGCAGGACACUGAUCCAGUCAGAGGCACACAGCUGUCGACACCCAAAGAAUAUGUUCCUGAGACAGUCUGGCAAAGGAAUUCAGGACCAGGGGCACAGUCCUGUCCACACACACCUGUGUCUUACUAUCUUCCCCACACUAAG